ACGUGUCGAGAGCAGUUGUCGAGCGCACAGAGGGAAUCGAACGAAUUGACGAUACGUUUGAGUCGUUUCGCUGAUUAUGAUACGUUAAAGGAUGAGAAUUUGAAGAUGAAAUUUGAGCUUGAAAGUGGUGUUAUGGCUGAAAGAUUGAAAGCAAAAGAAGAACAGGCGAUAAAUAUGGGUAAUCGCUUGAAACUUGUCGAAGAGGCUUCCUCUUUGAGAGUUCGCGAACUCAAACUUCAACUGAAACUUGUGCAACUCGACCUCUCCCUCGACAAGUAUCGUCGUGUCUCACUCACUGACCAUCCCAAUAACCACCGUCGUUUUUUCACAUUUCAAAAUUCAAAUGCCAAUCGCACACUGCCCAAUUAUCAAACACGUUCCUCUCAUCAAAACCAAACAACUCACUCACUUCAUCGCAGUCAUCAACAACAACACCAACUACCAACUCAAACUGAAUCGACAACGCCGAAAAUUCGAAAGAUUUUACCCAAAAACGACGAGUUCAAUGCCGAACACACGUUUGUCUGCCCAGAACUUCAAGAAAUUGAGAACUGCCGAGGAGCUGGACUGUCAGCAGUUGGAAAUCAACGAGGGAAGGUGAUGGAAAGAAGAGCGCUUCAAGCGAACGCAUUAAGAGCAUCAUCGAAUAGCGUUCUUCUGGAGUCAUCCUCGAAUGCUAGCGUUCAACCACUGAUGACUUCAACACCGAUGCAGUCGUUUGUAGAAGUUGAGGAAAAUGGAGAGAAUGUUGAGCACGGUAGUGUUUUAUCACCGAUCAAAUUGCCUUUAACACGUAAAGUAUUGUCGAAUGGCGAUGGUGUCAAUAAUAACAACAAUGAGAAUAGGGUGACGACAACUUCUUUCAAUGAUUUGCUAUUGAAAAGAAAUCAGCAACAACAAGAGCAGCAACGAAAUGUGGCUGAAAAUAUCCUCAAAGUUACUUCGGGGCAAGAUGACGUAAAGAUGAAAGAUGUCGCAGAAACGAAUGCAAAAGCCGGAACUUCAGCUGAGAAUCAUUCAGAUGAAAUAGAUCCUGUUAUGCAACAAUAUAUGAAUAUUGUCUUGAAGAAGAGGGAAGAGGAAAAAAAGACGAAAGAACAACGAGAGGAUACUGACGAAAAACACGAGCAGCCGUCUAAGAAAAAUUCACCGGAAUCACAAGAAGCAUCACAGAAAUCUGCAGGUAGUUCGGUGAUUGCAGCGAGACUAGAUCACGAUUCAGCGCAUACAGAAAGCGAUUUUGAUUGGUGA
Messenger RNA from Anisakis simplex (herring worm), 1251 nucleotides. The record is from the annotation of a GenBank genome assembly. Lineage: Eukaryota; Metazoa; Nematoda; Chromadorea; Rhabditida; Anisakidae.